Messenger RNA from Fibroporia radiculosa, 1719 nucleotides. RefSeq lists its product as uncharacterized. The transcript has 17 exons. Lineage: Eukaryota; Fungi; Basidiomycota; Agaricomycetes; Polyporales; Fibroporiaceae. The record is from RefSeq and is a predicted model, not a curated record. Gene Ontology annotation, molecular function: NAD+ binding. Bases 1 to 1719 code for a protein of 572 amino acids.
AUGGACCCUCCACCGCGUACCAGGGACGUUGUCCAUGAGCAAGCAGACGGAGCAGCCGAAAUCUAUAGUGGCCAAAAACGACGUAGUCGCAAUAGUAUAUAUGCACUUCAGGUGCAAGCAUUCGUCGAUGCCGCAGAGGUCGUUGACGCGGAGCCAGAGGUGAUCGAAGACCUUCUGGCGGAUUUCGUGGGUGACUCAACGCGUCCUGAGGGAAGCUAUGACGAGGAUGACGAAGUGGACGUGGGAUCGGCUUACUAUGGCGAAGACGCACAGAGUGCAGACGGCACAGAUGAAUGGGACACAUUCCUGCAUGAAGCUCAGUCUGCGUGGUCGAAGGCACAAGUCAAGGAAAUGAUGAUAUGCUUAAAGGAAUCAGGAAUCACAUCCUUCAUCAAUGAGUAUAUCGUCUCCCGUGCGAUUCCGAUUCCUACGCUGUUGUAUGCAUUUGGCGUUUGCUUGUGCCCUGAACUCAGGGAAAAGAGCAGGAAUACAUUGCACUAUUGUCUCAAGGUUGUGUUGUCUCGUGAGCUCCAGUCCCGCAAUAAAAUCUCAGAGCUGAAUACUAUAGACGAUGCCGUAAAUCUUAUUCGGACGCGCAAACGCAUCUUGGUACUCACAGGUGCUGGUAUCAGUGUUUCGUGUGGAAUACCUGAUUUCCGCUCCCGUCACGGGUUGUAUACCACAUUGCAGGAGAGUGGAGAAUAUGAGUUGGACGAUCCUCAACAAAUGUUUGAUAUAACUUAUUUUCGUGAGAACCCCUCCGUAUUCUACUCGUUUGCUAGCAAAAUAUAUCCCUCCAGAUUCAUACCCUCGCCUUGUCAUCGGUUCAUAAAAGCCAUUGAAGACAGAGGCAAACUUUUGCGAAACUAUACUCAAAACAUCGACACUCUAGAAACCCUAGCCGGUGUCAAACGCGUCUUACAGUGCCAUGGAAGUUUCGCAACUGCUUCCUGUCUCAACUGCAGAGUGCGCAUACCAGGAGUUAACAUUGAGGAUGACAUCCUCAACCAUCGGGUUCCGUUAUGCAAAGUCUGCAGUGUGGCGGCAGUCUCGCAAGCGCAAAAUAAGCUACAAAGCAAGGGCAAGGGCAAAAAACGAUCUAGCUCAGGAUGGAACAGCGAUCAAUCUGAUGAGCCGGAAAAACCCCAGUACCCGCCCUGGGUAAUGAAGCCCGAUAUCACUUUUUUCGGUGAGAAACUGAGUGAUGAAUUCGACCGCUCUUUGUUGGCGGAUCGACAGGAAAUAGAUUUACUUGUAAUUAUUGGCACUUCUCUCAAGGUCUCGCCCGUGUCAGACAUCAUAGCGCACCUCCCUCAUUCGGUGCCUCAGAUUCUAAUCAACAAGACUCCUGUCAAGCAUAUCAACCCGGACAUUGUCUUACUCGGUGAUGCUGACGAUAUCGUGCAACACUUGUGCAAGAAAAUAGGCUGGGACUUGCCCGAAGCCCCACCUAGAGGUUCGAGUCUCGCGGCGCCAGCGUUGGGAAAUGCUAGAUUGAAGAAAAGGCCAUCAGGAGCGUUCGAUGGCGCAGAGCCUGAGAGGGUAGGGAAUAGUCAUGUGUGGCUGUUCGAAGGUGCCGAAGGAGGCAAGUGGCUAGAAGAAAUGGUCAAGCGUCUUGAGAAGUCCCCUGAAACCGUCUCCAGUCCCGAUUCUGGUGAAGAUAUCCCGCCUACGGUGACCAGCAUUGAGCGGAAACCAAAGAAAGUACGAACGCAGUGA